Aegilops tauschii subsp. strangulata is the source of this 1649-nucleotide messenger RNA. Its product is annotated as protein CANDIDATE G-PROTEIN COUPLED RECEPTOR 7-like. Lineage: Eukaryota; Viridiplantae; Streptophyta; Magnoliopsida; Poales; Poaceae. Gene Ontology annotation, biological process: transport. Gene Ontology annotation, cellular component: Golgi apparatus; membrane. The record is from RefSeq and is a predicted model, not a curated record.
AUGCCCAACUGCUGGCAACAUUUGGUGUCAUUCCAUGCAUGCAACCAAACAUACAGUGUACAUCCUGGUGCAUUCAGCGUCGUAGCUCGAUCCUCCAUGGCCGCGCCCGUAUUCCUCGCCGCCGUCCUCGCCCUCCAGCUCCUCCAUGUGGCCCGCGGCGAGAUCAAGACGACGCCGAUCGUGUCCGACUCGCGGCCCGUCAUCCUGUUCGAGGAGUUCGGCUUCAAGCCCGGCGGCGUCGCGCAGGUCUCCGUGUCCGGCGUCUCAUGGAGCGUCCCCGAGGGCUCCCCGCCCCAGGCCGUCGAUCCCGGUCUAAUGGGCUUCAUCCUCAUCUCCAACACCCUCUUCUUCAAGAUCACCAACGAAUCCGAGUACGCCGAGGAGACCGACAGCUCCUUCUGCCCGCUCACCAGCGAGUACGUGAUGCCGCUCUUCCGGCUCAAGGACAUCGGGCGCGACGGCGCCGGCGGGGGCAACGUGACCAUCGGCGACGCCGACCAGUACACGGUGCUGUUCAGCAGCUGCCAGGACGGCGUCGAGAUCACCAUGGACGUGCGCACGGAGAUGUACAACAUGCCCGGCCCCGGCGGCGACAGGGAGUACCUGCCCGUCGGCCUGCUCCCGCUGCCGGGAAUCUUCGCCGCCUCCUCCGUGGUGUACCUCGCGUUCCUGGCGGUGUGGGUGUUCGUCUGCAUCAAGCAGCGCGCCACGGUCGAGCGGAUCCACGCCGUGAUGGGCGCGCUGCUGCUGUUCAAGGCCCUGAAGCUGGCGUGCGCCGCCGAGGACGCGUGGUACGUGGGGCGCACCGGCACGCCGCACGGCUGGGACGUCGCCUUCUACGUCUUCGGCUUCUUCAAGGGCAUCCUCCUCUUCACCGUCAUCGUGCUCAUCGGCACCGGCUGGUCCUUCCUGAAGCCAUACCUCCAGGAGCGCGAGAAGAACGUGCUGAUGAUCAUCAUCCCGCUGCAAGUGAUCGAGAACAUCGCGUCGGCGAUGAUCGGGGAGACGGGGCCGGCGGGGAGGGACUGGCUGGCGUGGAACCAGAUCUUCCUGCUGGUGGACGUGGUCUGCUGCUGCGCGGUCUUCUUCCCCAUCAUCUGGUCCAUCCGCAACCUCAGGGAGGCCUCCAAGACGGACGGCAAGGCGGCCAGGAACCUCAAGAAGCUCACCCUCUUCAAGCAGUUCUACCUCGUCGUCGUCGGCUACCUCUACUUCACCCGGAUCGCCGUCUCCGCCUUCGCCGCCGUGCUCAGCUACAAGUACCAGUGGGUGGUCAACGUCUCCAUCGAGCUCGCCAGCCUCGCGUUCUACGUCUUCGUCUUCUAUAACUUCCAGCCGGUGGAGAGGAACCCGUACCUCUACAUUGCGGACGAGGAGGAAGAGGCUGCCGGUGGCCAGCUCGAGCUAGAGGGAACGUUUGAGAUCUGAGACGACGUGGAUGCAUGGAGGUCAACAUAUAUAGCUGUAUACAACCCCCCGGCCCGGCCGUCUCUGCUCUAAGUUUUGUUUUGUACUGUACUUAAUUAAGUGGAUAUACAUACAUAGUAGUAGUAGUACCUUCUUGCACGGAGCUAAUACGUACUGUACAAAUUAUCAUGUAAAGCUCAUGCUCAAAGUUCAUGCACAUACGUCGCCCAUGAAAGAAAAAC